Messenger RNA from Microcebus murinus (gray mouse lemur), 2995 nucleotides. It is a transcript of the gene MYSM1, whose product is annotated as Myb like, SWIRM and MPN domains 1. Lineage: Eukaryota; Metazoa; Chordata; Mammalia; Primates; Cheirogaleidae. Gene Ontology annotation, molecular function: metallopeptidase activity; protein binding. The record is from RefSeq and is a predicted model, not a curated record.
UCGCGUGAUCUCUCGAGAAGACUGACAGGGUCAGGUCCCAUCAUGGCGGCUGAAGAGGCGGAUGUGGAUAUCGAAGGGGACGUGGUGGCCGCGGCGGCACAGCUAGGAAGUGAUGAAAAUAUAGCAUCAGUUUUACAACAAGAUCACUACCUUGAUUCAUCGUGGAGAACUGAAAAUGACCUUAUUCCUUGGACUCUGGAUAGCACCAUCAGUGAAGAAAACAGAGCUGUCAUCGAGAAAAUGUUGUUGGAAGAAGAGUAUUAUUUAUCAAAAAAAUCACUACCGGAAAAAUUCUGGCUUGAUCAAAAGGAAGAUGAUAAAAAAUACAUGAAGAGUCUGCAGAAAACAGCAAAAAUCAUGGUACACUCUCCUACAAAACCAGCCAGUUACUCAGUAAAGUGGACGAUAGAAGAAAAAGAGCUGUUUGAACAAGGGCUGACUAAAUUUGGUCGAAGGUGGACCAAAAUUGCAAAGCUAAUUGGAAGUCGCACUGUUUUACAAGUGAAGAGUUAUGCCAGACAGUAUUUUAAAAAUAAGGUAAAAUGGGGUCCAGAGAAAGAAACACCAAAUCAGAAGAACAGCAGUAAUCCCCAGGUUAAAAAUGAAAGUAAAGGGACAAAGGUGUGGACACCAUUAUGUUUAAGGGGACGUGCUGAUCCCAACUUGAAUGCUGUAAAAAUUGAAAAGUUAUCUGAUGAUGAGGAAGUAGACAUAACAGAUGAAGUGGAUGAGUUGUCUUCUGAAACAUCCCAAAAGAAUUCUAGCAGUGAUCUCUUAUUAGACAUUCCUAAUAGUAAACUGCAUGGAACCAAUCAAGGAGAAUUCGUUGCUUCUGACAGCCAGGAAGUUCCCUUUUCAAAAUCUUCCAGGCACUUUCUUCAGAAUGUAAAGCAAGAUGAAAUUGAAAAGCUUUCAAACUCAGAAAUUACAUUGUGGACUGAAAAACAGAACAACAGUGACAAAAAAUCGGUUGAAUUAAAUGAUCAGGAAUAUAAUAAACUGAUCAAAAACUGUAACAAGCAUGAUGAAAGUGGAAUAAUAGAUGAUGCCAGGCAAUCGCCUUCUCCAGAGCCUUGUGAAAUUCAGAAAGAUUUGAGUGAUAAUGAAAUGCUUUUUCAUUCUUCUUGCCAAUUGGUGGAGGAAAGCCAUGAGGAAGAAGAGCUUAAGGCACCAGAACAAGAAGUAGAAAUAGAUAGAAAUAUCAUUCAAGAAGAAGAAAAACAAGCAAUUCCUGAGUUUUUUGAGGGACGCCAAGCUAAAACACCAGAACGCUAUUUGAAAAUCAGAAAUUACAUUUUGGAUCAAUGGGAGAUAUGCAAACCGAAAUACUUAAAUAAGACCUCAGUACGCCCUGGCCUGAAGAACUGUGGGGAUGUUAAUUGUAUCGGACGGAUUCAUACAUACCUCGAAUUGAUAGGAGCAAUCAAUUUUGGAUGUGAACAAGCUGUAUAUAAUAGGCCACAACCUGUUGAUAAAGUACGAAUCAGAGACAGAAAAGAUGCAGUGGAAGCAUACCAACUUGCCCAGCGUCUGCAGUCUAUGCGCACAAGGAGACGUAGGGUCCGAGACCCAUGGGGAAAUUGGUGUGAUGCAAGGGACUUAGAAGGACAAACGUUUGAGCAUCUCUCUGCUGAGGAGUUGGCAAAAAGAAGAGAAGAGGAAAAAUGCAGACCUGUUAAAUCUUUAAAAGUCCCAAGACCAACAAAAAGCUCAUUUGAUCCCUUCCAGCUGAUACCUUGUAAUUUUUUCAGUGAAGAAAAGCAGGAGCCAUUUCAGGUGAAAGUGGCUUCAGAAGCACUUUUAAUAAUGGAUUUGCAUGCUCAUGUUUCUAUGGCAGAAGUGAUUGGUCUGUUAGGAGGAAGAUACUCAGAAGUUGAUAAAAUAGUUGAAGUCUGUGCAGCAGAACCGUGUAACAGUCUGAGUACAGGACUACAGUGCGAAAUGGAUCCCGUAUCACAGACACAGGCCUCAGAAACCUUGGCUGUUAGAGGCUACAGUGUUAUUGGAUGGUAUCAUUCUCAUCCUGCGUUUGAUCCUAAUCCUUCUUUACGAGAUAUUGAUACACAAGCCAAAUAUCAGAGUUACUUCUCCAGAGGAGGUGCAAAGUUCAUUGGAAUGAUUAUUAGUCCCUAUAAUCGAAACAAUCCCUUACCAUAUUCUCAGAUUACCUGCCUGGUUAUAAGUGAGGAAAUUAGCCCAGAUGGCUCCUAUCGCUUACCUUACAAAUUUGAAGUACAACAGAUGUUAGAAGAACCUCAGUGGGAAUUAGUGUUUGAAAAGACAAGAUGGAUAAUAGAAAAAUACAGGCUGUCCCUUAGCAGGGUCCCCAUGGAUAAAAUCUUUCGCCGGGAUUCUGACCUGACUUGUUUGCAGAAACUUUUGGAGUGUCUGAGGAAAACUCUGAGCAAAGUGACCAAUUGCUUCAUUGCUGAAGAAUUCUUGACUCAAAUAGAAAAUUUAUUCCUUUCUAAUUAUAAAAGCAAGCAAGUGAAUGGAGUACUUGAAGAAAACUAUACAAAGGAAUUGUUAAUGUGAUUAUUUUAAAGUAAGACAUUUUAAUCUUGACAUAAUAGAUCCUGCUUUCAAAGUUAGAACCUUGAAAUUAUUGUAAUUUAGUUAACAGUGGCACAGCUUUGGUAUUUUUUUUUCUCUAGUUCACAAAAUCCAGGCUUUGCCACACGUAAAUCUUGUGAAAGGGAAGACAUGUGGACUUGUUUUCAUAUUAUCAGAGUGUUCUGUGAACCAGGGUCUGCUGCAGUGUUCCAGUCCUUUAUUAAGCAUUGCUGUGAAACUUAGGAGGGUGGUCUGCUUUACUUUUGUAUUCAGCUUGACAAGUAGAAUAUAUCUCUAAGUCUUAUUUCUUCUCUGAACUAGCCAUUUCUUAUGUUCCACUUUGAUAUUCAUAUCUCAUUUAAAAGCACUUCUGGCCAGGUGCAGUGGCUCAUGCCUGUAAUCCCCAAGACUUUGGGAGGUUGAGGCAGGAGGAUUGCUUGAG